GAAGAAACAAUGAAAGUAACAAUGCUUCCUUGACCUUCAUGGACACAAUUGCAUGCUAAUUUCGCGGUUUUUCACGACUCCUUUCAAAGUGAUCUUAGCGCAAUUUACCAACGUCUCGUCCACGUCUGCUGCCAAACGCACACAGCUCUGACAGAAGAGGGGGGCACCAGGACACAACCGAGCCAUGGGUUUCAUAGUACUUCUUUUCGUCACCCUAGUCAUUACACAGGCAUAUGCUGAGAAUGCACCAAACAACGGCGAGCAGAAAACAAGUUUCCAAAAGGGUUCACAAUGCAACUGCACUUGUAAAGAUGGAAAAGAUGGAAGAGAUGGCAAAGAUGGCGUUGUGACAGCCAAACAAUUUAAAGAAUUGAUAAAGGCGAUUGGAGAUUUGCAGGAAAAAGUUAGGAUAUUGGAAAAGCGAAAUCCCGAGAAGUCAUUGAAAAAUGUUUUCGCGCUACUACUUCGUAAUAGAAGGUUCCGGGCAAUGUUGAUGAAGAAGAUGCGUCGCCCACGAGGAUUUCUUGACGCAGAUUUUGAUCCUGUAAAAUUAUUCUUCGGUGAGAGCUUCAAUCUUUAUUCACACAUCACACAGCCACCCCCAACUAAAGCUCCUGCAACGUACCCAGAUAUCCUAGGAGGUGUCAAAGACAACACUCCGCAACUGAACAAUAAAGGUAAGAUUCCACAAAAGCUCCUCCCGAGUGGGUAUGACAAAUUAUCCGCCGCUGACAUCCAAUGGCAAGCAUUGCAUAUGGCUGCCGCUGCAUCCUGUCGAAGCAUAAAAAACAAGCCUGGAUUCCCUGGCAUUCAUAACACUGUUUUGUUGAGAAAUGCUGCCGAAGGUAAAUCAUGCAGAACUCUUUGCUCCCAAUCCUGGGCUCGUCGCUGUCAAGGGGAAGUUUCUAUCUGGGGAAAAGCUGGAAAGGGCACAAAAAAUGGAGAAGAGGUGGGCAAUUACCUCAACUUUGGAUGCGAUCUUGGAUUCAAUGGUGGUAGUGAAGCAUACGCAAGUGAUGAAGAUGUUUCAAAGGAGCUGCGUUCUGAGCAUCAGCAUCUGUACAGUUACUGCUGUUGCAGCUUCUAUUGAUGGCACAAAAUUUUCUUGACAGCAGCUGCAUUCCUCUUGGUUUAGAUCGAUUUGUUGUCAUGAUGAUUUCGAAGACUCUAAAAACUAAUAACGCUUUCAAUUUUCUAUGACAUGCUGGCCUUUUGAACGUAAGACCCGUGCUUCUACCCAUCUUUUCUCGAACUUCUAGUUGGAGCAGAAUACUUUAUUACUCCAAUGCAUCAACAUCCCUCCACAAUUUAGGAGUUAGAGUUAGAGUUACUUUUACCUAUUUAUUCCUAGUAUACUUAAUUCAAUAAUUUUUGUCGAGGUUCCAUUCAUGCUAUGUGUUGUAUUAGCACCCAAGAUACAAGAAACGAUGUAUGUUGAAGAAAAUUGAUGAAAAGUUAAACUCCACACUCAUUACGUUAAUCAAAUAAGCCUUUAACUAUUUUGGUUGCAGUGCACAUUUUGGUUGCACUAGUACAACAAACAAUUCCAAAAUUUUAUGAUGCGUGAAAUACCAAAAGAUUUCUAAACAGUGGUCCUAGCACGCCAGAGCCAGUUUGAUUCUAGAUAAUUGAAGAACAUCGAACUAAAGGGUGAUGAACUGUGAAGGUGUUUAGCUGACAUAGUAUUAGAAAUGAGUCUCCCUUAAGUUGAGAAAUGACGAAAUCAUAAAGAAAAAAUAAAGGGGAAUUCUUAAGCCUGUCAAACAUUUUUUUUCAGUUUAUGGUAAUGAAUCUGUUUACAAUUUAUCACUAGUGACUCAAAUAAUGUCUUUAAUGAAUAUUUAGGUUUUUUUCUUUACUUCAAAAAGCAAAUAAACGGUUUUGUGAGUACUUUAAAAAUAGACAGUAGAAGAUAUAACUUAUGCAGCCAAAACGCUUCAAGUUUGGCUCGUCUUAGUUUUAUAUUGUUUGUCUUUAGCCCUUCUACUAGUGUUCAUUGCAAAAUGCAUUUAUUAAGCUUAAAUUACUGCUAAUUGGCGGGGGUUGAUUUCUAACUACUUAUGAAUUAUAGCAUACUAUUUUCAUUGUUGUACUUACGUCCUGUGGUUUGAUUGUUGUUCUAUAUUAAUAUUGUUUCUUGAUUAAUCUUUAUAUAAAAAAGAGAUACGAAUGCUGA
Molecule: messenger RNA, 2176 nt
Organism: Rhopilema esculentum
Lineage: Eukaryota; Metazoa; Cnidaria; Scyphozoa; Rhizostomeae; Rhizostomatidae
Source: RefSeq, a predicted model, not a curated record